Rangifer tarandus platyrhynchus (Svalbard reindeer) is the source of this 2223-nucleotide messenger RNA. Lineage: Eukaryota; Metazoa; Chordata; Mammalia; Artiodactyla; Cervidae. The record is from the annotation of a GenBank genome assembly.
AUGACCUCAGCCCUCACCCCCUCGCCCCUGCGUUACUGCUCUCGGAACUUUAACUCGAUGCACCUUCUACUCGUCUCCCUGGUCGUGUUUCUUUCCAGCUGUGAUAAUACAGUAAUUACAAAGAUCACACGGCACAAUAAACGUUCAAAGUUAGCUAAGAGACUAAAUGACAAAAAAAUAGUGAGAAGGUCCUCCACGGACCAGACGCUCACCCUUGUCAUCACCAAAAUUCUGAAAUGGCCUAAAAACAGACACAGAGAGAGCACCCCUGUCCUGAUUCUGAAACCCCCAUGUGAUGCCCACAUCCGGCAGACACCAGCUCACCUGCUGCAGGUGGAGACGGGGGAGGACACCUGGGUUCUGCUCUCCUACCGGCUCCUGUCGGGGCCACGGGGAGGGCCGGGCCACCUGCCAGGCGACAUCUGCCCCGCAGGCCGGCUGCAGGGGGGUCUGGGGGACGCCGUUCAACUGCCCUCCCACCCUUUAUGGCCCUUCAGAACUAUCACCCGCGUGGCCAUCUUCAAGGCCUGGCCUGACCUGCACAAACGGCCAGGGACCAACCCCAGCACCGACAGAGCGCUGCGCGUGUGCGUCAGGCCGGAUGCUGUGUCUGCUGCCACCGUCCAAGGGCAGGAGAGGCUACGACCGCCGCGAGCUGGCUCCUCUGGGGUCUGUGCAGAAGGACACCUGCCCGCGGCCGAGAACAUCAGGCAGACACAGUGUCACCAGGCAGGGCCAUCUGCCGCUCAGAGAGGGCAGCUCAGACACGCCGACGUCACCGGCCCCGCUCCGGCCUGGGUGCCGGAGAGCCAGCCGACGUUUUGUGGCACAGACGCCCCCAUUCCCGCCGGCUAUCCACCCCAGGCCAAGUCCCACCUCCACCCCUUCCACCUGCUUCUCUCGGGGGCUCCAGGGACAGGAAGGCCCCCCCACACCACGGGGCUCCCUGUUCUGCAGGACAUGGUCCGGCUCCCCUCCGCCUUGGCCAAGACAGGGCCCCCGCCUGCCCUUGGCCUGGCUGCCCCGCCAACCACGUGCCCGGCCUCCAUCACCAACUCUCUCGGCAGGGGCCCCUCCAAGCCUGGCUCCUCCUCAGCAUCCUCUUCCGGCUUCCUACGUGGCUCCCUCUCAGUCCGUGACCGGAAUGUGCGCGUCCGCUCAGCGCUCCCCGACCCUUCUGUGGAUGCGCCCGGCCGCCUCGCCCAGUUGCCGGUCUCCCCGGCCGUCUGUCUGCAGAGACACUGCUGCUUCUUCCGGCCCUCGCCCUCCCCCGUCCUCCCUCCUGCUUCAAGCUCACAGCCCCACGGACGUGGACGUUCAGUGACGGGGCUGUCUGUUUCAGAGGCCACAGGACACCCACGAAGGUCAAGGGCAGACAUGCCCCCACCCCUGUCACCCACGGAGACCAAGGAGGACACCGGCAACCUCACGGGUGGGCACUGCUGCCUUGCUCGUGGAGGAUACCACGCCACGGGGCCAGCCGGCCGGGUGCUCACCGGGGCGGAGGGGAUGAGGAUCGAGGGUCACCUGGAGCUGAUGCGGGCCCAGCGGCGGGCGGUUGUUCUGGGGCAUGCCGUCCUUGGUCCAGCUCAGAUCCCUGGAUGCCCUUUCACUGGCGUGGGCUCCACCGUGCUCCAGCCCCCAGUUCUGGCUCUGCCCCCUCUUUCUGGAGACAGCCCUCCCGCCUUCCUGCACAUGGAAGACGGCGAGCCUGAGGCGAGCAUCCACACCGGUCUGCUCGGCAGGGGUCACGGACGGAAGGAGCUGUCCUUACUGGCAGGUGGAGCCCAGCCAGGGGAAAAUCCACCCCCACGAGAAGGACACUGGUCAUGCUGGUUUGGGGCCCAGCCUGUUGAUCUCACCUCCACUGACAUCCGCAAGGACCCUGUACCCAACGUCGGGCAGGGGAAGGCUGGGAGCACCCAAGUCCACUGGGACAGGGGCACGGGCGUGGGGCUGGCUGGGAGGGCGACGCCGGGGAGGGACGUGGGAACAGAGAGCAGCACAGACCAGGGCCGGGAACCCAGGGGCGGGGCUCAGGGGGCCUGCAGGGCAGAAGCCGGCCGAGGAAAGGUCAGGGCAGAGAGCUUGGAGGGUUUGAGCAGAGACAGGGAGGCUGUGUGGUCAGAACACAGGAGGACAGGCAAAACGGGCGAGGCCUCAGCCCAGGGAGGAGCCGGGAUGCGGUUCAGGAAGGUGGGCUGCCCUUGCGGCUCUCGGUAG